Molecule: messenger RNA, 1538 nt
Organism: Rubroshorea leprosula
Lineage: Eukaryota; Viridiplantae; Streptophyta; Magnoliopsida; Malvales; Dipterocarpaceae
Source: the annotation of a GenBank genome assembly
CAUUUUUGUUGGGGAAGUAUCCCAACAAAACUGCAUGUUCUUUUCUUCUGUUAUGCAAGGGUUCUGUGCGAGAUCUGGACUCAUGAUUAAUUAUGAGAAGUCUAAAGUCCUCUUCUCCAAAAAUGUUCAUGCUCAGACUAGGGAUACCUUAGGCUUUUUGUUGGGUCUCCCACAAACCUCAUCUCUUGGUAAGUAUCUUGGUAUUCCUAUUACUGCUAAGAAGCUUAAGCAAGCUUAUUACAAUUUUAUCCUGGAUAAAGUUUGCUCUAAGCUUGCUAGUUGGAAAGUUAAGUUCUUCACUAUGGCUGUUACCCAACCUAAAUCUUAUGGUGAGCUGGGUAUUAAGGCAGCUAAGGAAGCUAAUCUGGCUGCCAUGUGCAAGCUUAAUUGGCGUAUUCAUAUUGAAAAGCACGCCUUGUGGAACUGUGUACUGUCUACCAAAUAUCUAAUUAACAAUUGCAAGUUCCAAUAUCCGAAUCACUGCUCCCCUGUCUUGCAUAAUAUUAAAAAAGGUAGCACUCUAUUUUAUGAAGGCCUCAAGUGGAUUCCUAGAGACGGUAGACUUAUCUCCUUUUGGAAUGACACUCGAGUUGGUCAUAGGCCUCUUAACUCCAUUUUAAGUGGCCCUCUGCUUGAAACAGACUGUUCUUUGCUUGUUUUUGAUUGUUUUUCACAAGGUCAGAUUAUUGACAGAGCUAUUUCUUAUGACUUGCCGCCUUCUAUUGUUCAGGCCAUUAAAGCUAUCCCUUUAUCUUCGUUUGAUUCUGGAUUUGAUCAAUUCGCAUGGAAAUCUAGUGCCAAUGGCUCCUUCUCUUCCUCCUCAGCUUACUGCUUAGCCAAGAAGACUUCUCUUGGCCCGGAUCAAGACUGGUCUUGGAUUUGGAAGGUUCACACCUUACCAAAAAUCCAGUACUUCAUCUGGUUGCUUUGCCACAAUAGGAUUAAAACUUUGGGGUAUCUUAAUAGUAUUGGUAUUACCAACUUCUCUAAUUGUCCUCUCUGUUCUCUUAAUACUGAAACUGCAGCUCACUUGGUCCGAGAUUGUCCUAUUUCUUGUGCUAUUUGGGAUGCAUUGUUUCCGGGAUUGACUUCCCAUCGGAUUAUGGAUUCCCCAUUGGUUGGAAAAUAAUAUAUAUAGGAAUUAUGAAUGGUCAUAGUUGUGAUAGUGCAUUCUCCAAGAUAGCUUCUUCUUCUUCUUCUUCUUCUUUCCCUUUCCUUUUUUUUUUUUUUUUUUUUUGAGAAUCAAAAUCUUUGGAUAUUCUCGUUUUGCACUUGUGUGGACUCUAUGGGGGAGGUGGGGUUUCAAAUCAUAUCUGUUUUAAAUUAAGAUUGAUUGGUGAGGAUAGAAUGUUUGAAUUUUUAUCAUGAUGAGGUCUUAUCAUGGGAUUAUUGGUAGAAGUGGAGCUAUUAACUUUUCUUUCUCUGAUUGGUUUGGAACUGUAAUCCUUGGAGGUGAGUAAAUUCUUUGACAAUUUGUGGCUGACUCUUGCCCUGCUCCAAAUGCCCUGUUUUUGGACGAAUGAACUGAGUUUUUUAAU